Molecule: messenger RNA, 351 nt
Organism: Miscanthus lutarioriparius
Lineage: Eukaryota; Viridiplantae; Streptophyta; Magnoliopsida; Poales; Poaceae
Source: the annotation of a GenBank genome assembly
AUGGUCAUCGCGUGGCGCAAGUGCUACCUGGAGAAGAAGGCCAAGGGGGCCGACGACGGCCGGCGCGUGGUUCCCGCCGCCGCCGUUCAGGCAUUUAUGGCCGGUGGCUCCAGCUCCACCACCGUAGACGAGGAAAGGGAAGACGAAGAUCGGAUCCACUUCAAGGUGGUGGGCGCCGGCGGGAGAGGCCGCAAGAGGAAGAGCGGCGGCAACACCGUCGCCGGCUCCUCCUCCGGGACCACCUCAACUCUCUCCUUUUAUCGAGCAGGAGGCCAGACAGGCAAGAGACAGGGGAAGAUGAACGUGACAGGAGAGCACGAGAAGGACAACGUGUCUACCCAGCAACAGUAG